CUUCUUGUUGAGCAUCAGGGAGCGACGCAGCGACGGCGGUCGAUGAUAGGGCCGUCGACGUCGAGGGGGUUGUUAGCAGGUUCCGCGGCGUGCCGGCAGUAUGAGUAUCUGGCGUCCAGGUGUUUUAUGUGUCGCGCAAGGGAGACGGCGACAAUAGCGCCGCUCUUCGAGGUGCGACGAUGGAGCUCGACGAUGACCGACGAGCGGGCGCCGUCGUCUUCCAAGUUGCGCCUGGGGAGCGAAGAGGCGGGUAUCAGCGCAGUACCAAAAGUCACACUGUCGAAGGGAAAGGAGAAGGCAGUUGAUACAGGGAGAGGUCACAAGGACGGGUCACUUGACCAGGAACUUCUGAGACGUUGGGGCAAGCGAUACCCUCUUCUCAAUGGACCACAGCUCAAUAUGAUGGUAUCGCUCGAAAAUGCCGCCCGGGCGCGAUCGUCAGGCCACCAACGCACGCCGGCGCAGCUGGCCGAUCUUCACUUUGACCUCGUCCACGAAGGCAGGGACGGAGGCGAGCGCGGCAAGGAGGUCGAGCCAAGCGUGGGCUCCUUCACGUAUGUGCUCAAGUACGCGCACGAGCGAAGCGACGACAAGACGCUUAGGCAGAUGGGGCAGGAGGCCAUUGCGUGGCAGCAAAGGCACCAGCAGCGUGCUCAGCGGGUCGCCGAAGGGCCGGGCACGACGCCAGUAAGGCAGAAGGGAGAUGACCUCAAAGCCCUCGUUCGCAACUUGCGCCUCUCGCUUGCCGUUCGGACGCACCAAUUCCACAUCAGGGGAGGGACGCUGGAGAGAAUGGGUGGAAUUAAAGUGCCAUCGGCGCAGCCGAGGCUGCUGGCGGACGACGAGCACUUCGUUCACUCCCGGCUGCUUCGGGCAAGGAUCAAUCCUCUGCGGCUGCAUGGACGCACUACGGAGGUUGAAGAUGAGGAGGGUUUGGAGGACCCUGCGCAGUCAAGGGUGGGAUCGUUGAUCCGAUCUUCGCGUCCUCGCACGCAUCACUCAAGGCGUCUGCAGCGCUUCUUUCGGCUCGCGCAGGGGACGACAUUACACGACGCUAUGCACAGCACCGAGUCUAGAGGCCCCUCUGUCCCCACCAAAUCCGUACCGGUCUCGAAGCACCAGCGAAGGCUGCUAGAUAUCAACAAGCGUCGCCAAAGGCAGCAGCAAGAACAGGCGGUUUCUGAACACAACCGAGCAAGAGAAGGGUCUAACAAUGCUACGGCCGAGCUCAUCUACGAAGCAUUCAAGCACGAUGGCUCCGACUCGCGCUCAGAAGCCAUCAUCGAGGAUCUCAAGCGGUGGGAGGAUGAGGUUAGCCGCAGGAGAGCCAUCCGGCGCCGAGUUCUGUUCGAUCUCGACAUGCUGCGUCAGUACAGGGGGACGACCACAUCCAACCUGAAGGGUCUUGAGCAGUCAGCGGCCCCUUCAGACCAAUCGAGAGAGGACGUCGUGCCCGCGUGGCUCCUUCUCUCUGCCCUCAAGGUCUGCGCCGAUCGCGGGCAGGUGGCGGAGGCGGACCGUCUCGUCGAGAAUUACCUUCGCUCUCUUUACGACGCGCGACGACGGAGCUCUGCCCAGACUCAAGAGGACGAGAAAGCAGCAUGGGCCUCGCUCGUGCCGCGCAACGCCAAGACACACGCCGUGCAAGAGGCGAAUCGCCCACCAAACGGACCUGUGCUGCUCAAUUCGAUCCUCCGAGCCGCCCUUUCGAGUGCCCAUUUGGAGGCGUUUGAGGCGAUGCUUGACAUCAUCGAAAGGUGGUGCGUUGGCAGCGAAGGGCUGCUUGCGGAGCUCUGUCCGAAAAGGCCAGCGUCAGCGCAGCGAGCAGGGCACCCGAGGUGUCUGACGCCGGACGAGACGUCCGUCCUCCUGCUCAUUGAGGCAGUGCGGACGAGGCGUAAGCGCGCCGAAAUUGGGCACGAUGUCGUCGAGACCUUUGUCAAGCGGUGGGGUCCGCCUACGGGCGGUCUCAGGAUCUCGACACGAGCGACAAGAGGUCUUAUCGGAUACGCUCUGAGUGCGAACAGGGACGCUGACAUAAGGUCGCAAUGCAUAAGGAAGCUGCUGGAGUCCCACUUGCAGUGGGUCAAGACGAGCGACGAAAAGGAGUAUCCAUUGCCUCUAGGCGAAGUCAGUCACUGGCGAGGGGCCGAAGUGUACCGCUGGAAGAAUCUCAUGAACAGGCUCGUCAAGCUCAAGCUGCUGAAUAAAGGCGAGGCCGUCCACCUCUCCUACGGCCGCACACCCAAUACGUGGAAGUCCGCUCUGGCGACACCUCAGACCUGACGACACCACAUUGAAAGAAUUUGAUCAAAAAUCUGUUGUAUUGUAAUGUCCAUGUUGUGCUAGAGA
Molecule: messenger RNA, 2352 nt
Organism: Acaromyces ingoldii
Lineage: Eukaryota; Fungi; Basidiomycota; Exobasidiomycetes; Exobasidiales; Cryptobasidiaceae
Exons: 1
Coding region: 43-2286 (747 amino acids)
Source: RefSeq, a predicted model, not a curated record